UGGUGUUUUGCCACUGCCACUACCACCGCCGCCGCCACCACCACCACCUUAUAUUUCUUCAUUCUCUUUUUCCUCAGAAUCUCGCCGGGAAAUGGACCAUUGCUGGCGAGUCCGUUUUGGAAUUCCACAGUUUCGUUCCCGGAGAUCGGAACACGAAACCAUGGCCAAACCUACAUGUUCUCGUGCUGCAACUUUCGACGCCGAUGACUUCUCCGAUGUCUUCGGCGGUCCGCCACGGACCAUCCUCUUCAGGCAAUUUUCCGACACGAUUGAGGGUAAAGACUCCACUUCCUUCUACGAAGAAGUAUUCCAAUCCCCCGAGUUAGUUUCUCAGCCGCAGAAGGGCGGCCGGAGCUUGCCGGCCUUCAGAAUCCCUAUUAAAGAGGAUAGGUUUUAUCGCUUUAUUUUUGGAUCGGAAGACGGCCGACAAUCGAGAGAUAGGUCAGAACCGAACUCCAAGGAAUUCACCAGAUCGAACUCGUCUUCGGUAUCCAGCCCCUUUCGGCCGAUCAUCGGAGAUGACGUGGCAUUCCCUUCGUCGUCUUCAAAUCUCAGGCCAAGCAAUGUCCCAACAAAGUGGAGCUCAUACAGAACCAUGUUCAAGGAACAAGAAAUGCCUCAUAUCGAUAACCCGUAUGUGGAAAAUGAACAUUAUGAUAGUUACAGAAGCUCGGGCCAUGUGUUCGGAGUACCCGUGUCGUCCCCAGAAACCAUUAGUCUGGAACCAAAUUCAUUUAGAAGCAUCAAGAUCUGUGUGGAUGAUUUGGAACAAAACUCCCCAUCAUCUGCUGGUUCUUCACACUGUGAGGAUCCAGUUGACUAUAGUGGAAUUUACUGUAAUGUUUUACCAGAAGACGACGAGGACGACGAAGAUGCUAUGAGUUCUUAUGUCAUUGAGAUAACUUCCAUCAAUAGAGAAGAAUAUAGAGAAGAAGUUUCCAUUGAUGAAGCAAUUGCUUGGGCUAAAUCAAAGUAUCAAAGUCCUGUAUCUGAGACAGAUUUGAGUGGUAGACAACAAGAAAGUGAGCAAUCUGGGGAAGAAGAAGGAAGACCUGUUUCAUUUGAAUCUUCAGGUCAGCAGUUGAAUGGAAAUGGAUUGUCACAGCCCGCAGAGACACACCAGAAAGAUGUAAAAGUUGAAGGAGGAAAGCCACGGGUUGACAUUGAUAAAGAAUUGGAAGGAUUAGAUGAGAAAAUAAAGUUAUGGUCAGCUGGCAAGGAGACCAACAUCCGCUUGCUACUUUCUACGCUUCAUUACAUAUUGUGGUCAAGUAGUGGGUGGUCUCCAAUAUCCUUGACAAACCUGAUUGGAGGCUCACAAAUGAAGAAGGCUUAUCAAAAAGCAAGAUUGUGUCUACACCCAGACAAGCUGCAGCAAAGAGGAGCGACAAUGCUGCAAAAAUAUGUUGCGGAGAAGGCUUUUACCAUCCUUCAGGAAGCGUGGGCUGUAUAUAUAUCCCAAGAUGUUUUCCUCAACUAGAGCCUAAUUUCAGUGUGAAGCUCAAGAAAGUAGCAGCAAAUCUGGAACAUUCACAAGGUGAUACUCAUUUUGCAUUAAGAAUUCGAGAGUGGACCUGAUUAUGUAUUAAGAAAGUUGUGUAAAACAGAAAAUCAGGUAAACUCCGGCCUGUUCUGUAUGUAAGAUAUGUCUGCAUAUAUGUGUAGUGUAUGUGUAGACUUGUAUUUCAUUGUGCAGCUACAUUCUAAAGAUGAUUGCUGAACACUUGCGCUUUGCAUAUGUACAAACACAUUUCGAUAGAUUUAUAUAAAUAGAUGUUCAGACCCA
Cucurbita pepo subsp. pepo (vegetable marrow) is the source of this 1786-nucleotide messenger RNA. RefSeq lists its product as uncharacterized. Gene Ontology annotation, cellular component: vesicle; cytoplasm; intracellular membrane-bounded organelle. Gene Ontology annotation, molecular function: clathrin binding. The record is from RefSeq and is a predicted model, not a curated record. NCBI's taxonomy places the organism in Eukaryota, Viridiplantae, Streptophyta, Magnoliopsida, Cucurbitales, Cucurbitaceae. Gene Ontology annotation, biological process: clathrin coat disassembly; clathrin-dependent endocytosis.